Messenger RNA from Sabethes cyaneus, 1935 nucleotides. RefSeq names its product synaptotagmin-16 (gene Syt14). The record is from RefSeq and is a predicted model, not a curated record. The transcript is spliced from 7 exons. NCBI's taxonomy places the organism in Eukaryota, Metazoa, Arthropoda, Insecta, Diptera, Culicidae. Bases 1 to 1935 code for a protein of 644 amino acids.
AUGAUCCUGAUAGCUGGUGUCGAUAAUUACCUAAACGUUUCCAUGGAGACCACAACGUUCCUGGGAGCAGCGCUCGGAUUCGUCGCCCUUCUGCUCGUUCUGUUCCUGUACAUCAACCGAAAAUGGUGCUUCGCGACACCCGGAAGUUUUCCCUGCUGCGACGAGAAUACGCUGUCGGCGAAAACGGUGCACACCAUUCGCAGCCGGUUUGCGUACGACGGAAACUCCAGUUCCGACUCGGAGGAGGAAAUCCUGCGGCGGCUGAAGUUGCAGCAGUCGUGCAGUUUGCACAGUGGUCAACUGUCGCGCUACGGUGCCGGGGCUUUGAGCCCACUGGAACCGGAUCUUGUGCCCAGUCUCGGUAGUCUGCAGCAUGUCACCAUUGGCGCUCAGGGCGAUCCGCCCGAACUGGGUGGUUUAUCCCGGAAAGACAGCAAGAAACAUGGUCACCAGCACCAACACCAUCACAGUCAUCACCACGGUGGAAGUCGUCGACACGGAUCGUCAUCGAGGGAUCCACUGGCGUUGGCCGAACGGGGUAAGAUCGGAAUGCCUCACUCGAGCAGUGAGUGCAGUUCGAACAGCUCCGUCGAAGCUUCGGUUGAAAGUAACACGGGACUGGUCGGUGGGGAGAAGAAGGACCGGCGGUUGAUUCUGCCGUCGGCAACCGGUAGGACACUGGGAAGUUCUGGUAGUCUUGCUGGCAAGGAAACACUAGCGGAAGGUAAGGAAUUUGGGAACAACAAUGCGGGGAGUUUAUCGGAAACGGCUAAAUACAGCCGGAUGCCGGUUCAGCGCCAGGAUAGCCUGGAAGAUGUGCCCGAUAUUAACAGUAAUCAGGACUGUAUUGUGGUCCUCUCGCAGGAACCUCUUUUCGAUACUAGCGAUUUGAAGUCCCUCAAAUCGGACACCGGGACCAUCGGUCUCGGACCGGAAAGUCCAACCUCGACCAGCAGUCCGAACGGAGUGCUGGAAGUGUCCCUUCUGUACGAUGCACCGAUGCGCAAGAUGACGGUGCACGUUCUGCAGGCCCGUGGAAUUCCGUCCCGUAGCAGUGUGGCGAGUGCGGCGGCAGCAGCCAGUAUUCUGUCGAAUCCGACGGCGACGGCGGCUGAAGCGAACGCCAAAACCAGCCAAUCGACGACGCACACCCAGGUUCGGCUGCUGAUGCUGCCCAGUAAGAAGCAGAAGCACAAAACCAAGAUCCGAUCCGGUGAGAAUCCACAGUUUAUGGAGAGCUUUCUGCUUCACCGGGUUAACCCGGAGGAGGUGAACUCGAUGGGGCUACGUAUCCGGGUUUACGGGUGUGAACGAAUGCGACGCGAACGGUUGAUUGGAGAAGCGAUCGUCAGUUUUGCCAAUAUUGAUUUGGAGCUGGAAACCAACCUGUGGCUACCGCUGGAACCGAGGGCGAAUGCUGCGAAUACCGGAUCAACCAGCGAUCUACUGAGUUUGGCGCGGUCGGACAGUACGGGUUCAACGACCUCCAUGCAGCAUGGCGGUGUAUCCGAACUUCUACUUGGAUUGGGGUAUAAUGGAACUACCGGACGACUCACAGUGGAGAUCGUCAAGGGCAGCCAAUUCCGGAACCUCGCACUGAACAAAGUGCCCGACACGUACGUGAAGCUGUGCCUGGUCAGCAGUAUGGGUCAGGAGAUGGCCAGGGCGAAGACUUCAACCCGUCGUGGUCAACCGAAUCCGUUGUUUAAGGAGACGUUUAUCUUUCAGGUGGCCUUAUUCCAGUUGAACGACGUCACCCUGAUGGUGUCGGUGUACGCGAAACGGAACAUGAAGCGUAACGAGAUGGUCGGCUGGUUCAGUCUCGGGCUGAACUCGAGCGGCCCGGAGGAGAACGCCCACUGGGGCGACAUGCGGGACGCCAUGAAUCCACGCUCGGAACUGGUGACGCGAUGGCACGUCCUGGUCGAUUCCUGA